AGUCUUGCCCUUGCCAUGGUGUCUGCAUUCUCCCUUCUUUCGCUGCCUGACGUUUGCAGCCCGAAGCUCUCACACCUGCUGUUUUGUGUCUUUUCAGUUCUGGCUGAUAUUGCACCUUCCACAGAUGACGUGGCCUCCCCCAGUGAUAAAAAUGCGACUGCAGACUGCUGGGUUGAGACAUUUGCUUGCACAAGGCUCUACUCUGUGCGCCGGCCAGUUCGACUAUGCAUUCAUCAGUCAUGCUUCAUCAGGUUUCGACGCACGUACCAUGUCAACAAGGAGAUCUGCACCCGUCUUGUCUGUAAGGAACACGAAGCUAUGAAAGAUGAGCUUUGCCGUCAGAUGGUUGGUCUGCCCCCGAGGAGACUCCGUCGUCACUCCAACUCCAAUUACGUCCUGGUCAAUCUCUGUGAAAAUGUGGAUUUGCAGAAACUCAGUGGUCUGUGAUCAUCAAAAAAGAGGAAAGAAGAAAAACUAUGUGGGUGAGAGGAAGGAGAAGCUCCUUCUUCUUUAACCACUGACAGCUAACCUAUAGACAGUAUUUCUUAAAACCAAUCCUUUUACCCCGACUUUUACACCGACUCUCUAAUUUUUCACCCAAACUGAUAGCAUUUAUCUCAUUUUUUAGCACUUAAAAUACGAAGUCUAUAUUAUUGCAUAAAUUUGCUGCUUCUCAAUACCAUAGACGUAGUGAAUAGAUGAUGACUGUAUAUGGCUUAUAUGCAAACAUUCUAUGUACAAUUUCAAGGGAGAAUAAACUUUAGGCUAAUUAUCUUUACUAUUGAAUCUGUCUGAUAUAGAUCUUAGGAUUGAAGAAGUUAUCCUUGUCUAUUUCGGCUAACCAUCUAACUUCAUUUAUUUUCCUCAGAAGAGUUUCCUAGAUUAACUCCCCAUAUUUACAUGUUCCUCCUUCUUUACUCUUAUUUUAACUAUUUUGCUGCCUUGCCUGAAAAUUUGGCUGGCAAGUAUUCCUUAUGAGACAGAUCAUGGUAAUUUUUAUAGUCCUGGAAGAUUCUGCAACACAGCUAAGAAUUAUACAAUCCCACUAGCAACAUAUAAGGACCCCACAUGUCUUCUGUUGAGCUCAGAGGUUACAAAGCAUGAGGACUAUGCCAGAUAUAGAACUUGGAGUCAUAAUUCCCAAUUCAGUUUUUCAUGCAGUUGUCCAGUUGGGGAAGUAAGGCUGGAAAGUAAGUCUCAUUUACUGAUUUGCUUAUGGUAGCACUGGGGUUAACCCACCUCCACAAAGUAAACUAGACAACUUCAUGUGAAAUCAUA
Molecule: messenger RNA, 1278 nt
Organism: Sapajus apella (tufted capuchin)
Lineage: Eukaryota; Metazoa; Chordata; Mammalia; Primates; Cebidae
Gene: MFAP5
Product: microfibril associated protein 5
Exons: 5
Coding region: 16-447 (143 amino acids)
Biological process (GO): embryonic eye morphogenesis
Cellular component (GO): microfibril
Source: RefSeq, a predicted model, not a curated record